AUGGCUCAACCGGCAUCUUACACCAAUCCGCUGAAGAAGUUCAAGCUGGUCUUUCUCGGCGAGCAGAGCGUUGGCAAGACAUCCCUGAUCACCCGCUUCAUGUACGACUCAUUCGACAACACAUACCAAGCUACUAUCGGAAUCGACUUCUUGUCAAAGACCAUGUACCUCGAGGACCGCACCGUUCGUCUGCAGCUCUGGGAUACCGCUGGCCAAGAGCGCUUCCGCAGUUUGAUCCCCUCCUACAUUCGCGACAGCAGCGUUGCCGUGGUCGUCUACGAUAUCACCUCGGCCAAGUCCUUCCAGCAGACUCGCAAAUGGGUCGACGAUGUUCGUGGUGAGCGCGGCUCCGACGUUAUUAUCGUACUCGUAGGCAACAAGACCGAUCUGAACGACAAGCGCGAGGUCACUACCCAGCAGGGAGAGGAAGAGGCCAAGAAGCACAACUUGAUGUUCAUCGAGACUAGCGCAAAGGUCGGACACAAUGUGAAGCCUUUGUUCAAGAGGAUAGCACAGGCAUUGCCUGGCAUGGAGAGCGAGCAGAACCAGACGCCCAACCAGAUGAUCGACGUCAACAUUAACCCUGGUCCUACGACGGACAACUCGAGCUGUGCCUGCUAA
Molecule: messenger RNA, 621 nt
Organism: Aureobasidium pullulans EXF-150
Lineage: Eukaryota; Fungi; Ascomycota; Dothideomycetes; Dothideales; Saccotheciaceae
Product: ras-domain-containing protein
Exons: 5
Coding region: 1-621 (206 amino acids)
Molecular function (GO): GTP binding; GTPase activity
Source: RefSeq, a predicted model, not a curated record